AAUGCUUAAACGUAACGACAUGCAGUAAGCUGUGCGAAUAUAAAAUCUGAGAGAAAUAAAUUCGAAAUAUUUUCAUUUGACACGUGCGUUUUUAAUUGCUUUUCGGCAAUUACGGAAUUGAUUUCAGCAAAUUAAAAUCGCAAGCCAAAUAAAUAACCGCCAGUGCCAAUUGUUCAAGUAGCUCCAACUCCGAUGCAACAUCUGAAUUUAAUGCAUGCGCAUGCGCAACCAAAUUUACACGCUAUGAAUAUUAUGCCGCCAUAUAAUCAGUUAAUGCCGUUGUAUGCGUGCAAUUCGACACCGAUCCAACCAAUGCACAUGUAUACACAACCCAUGUAUAAUCAUCCGUUAGGUGGACAACUCUAUAAUCAAGGACAUCAGAAUAUGAGUGCUUACGGCGUAAUGCCGACAAAUAAUUCAUAUGACAUUCCCCCGGGGUUUAACUUCAUGCCACAACGUCAGCCAUUGAAUCCAUCUGAGUUCCAUGUAGAGCACAAUUCGGAAAACAUCAUCGAAGACAAAAAACAGGAGACUCCAGUUAAUAAGCAUGUAUAUUUGAAUGGAAUGCUCUAUAAUACAGACUAUCUGGGGCCAGAACCUGAAGACUCCAACGAAAAUCCGACAAAGGAUACGCUGCUCGAUGAUCAGGAUGAAAAUUACGAUCCAUCCUCAGAUCCUACUCCAACGAUUCAUGGCUUACGCUUUUACAAUCCGUUUUACGGACCAGAGGGUGCCAUACCCAAGCAGAAUGGGUCAAAGGUAAAGUCGUGUCCAAAGACCAGGAAACAGUCGGGGCCACCGGAGGCUUUGGCAAAUGGUUUGCCUCACUUUAAGGGACUUUAUUCACAGCUCGCCAUGCAUCGUUUGAGCCAUGCGGAUUUCUAUGGCGCCCAGGCUCAGUCCGUGGCCCGUGAGAUUUUACAUAAGAAUCAAUUGCUUAAGAAUCAGCAGGCGAAAGAGGGGAAGCAACAGCAGGAACUGGACAAGAAAGUCGACACUGUGGUUCACAAUUUUCGAGUCAAGUCAAAGCAACGACGUCAGGGACGAAAUCGUUUCCGGGGAUUUACCCAAUCCUUUGGCAUCGUUGCACCCGUGAAGCGUGUUACUCAAAUACCCAAUGGCAAUGUGGAGGCGGCCAAAAAUGUCCUUUCUUUGUUUGACAAGAAGCAUCCAUACAAAAGGAUUCCACUCGAUGAGAUGGAAACGGACAAUAAUGAUGAGUGUUCCCAGUCUACCACAGAUCAGAAUAAUAAUGAUACCUUUUUCAAAGAUUAAUAAUUUAAAAACGU
Messenger RNA from Drosophila innubila, 1289 nucleotides. RefSeq lists its product as uncharacterized. The coding region runs from base 193 to 1275 and encodes 360 amino acids. NCBI's taxonomy places the organism in Eukaryota, Metazoa, Arthropoda, Insecta, Diptera, Drosophilidae. The transcript is spliced from 3 exons. The record is from RefSeq and is a predicted model, not a curated record.